AUGUCGCGCUCGCCGACCCCCCAACCUGCAAAAACGACGGUGGAUCGGCAAUCCACUACGCCUUUCCUGCUGAACUUUUGCUACCGAUCCUCCGCCUUUCACAGCCUGACCGACUUCCCUAUCCCGACCCCUUCAAACCCACAUCCUCACCUACCUGCCCAUCUGCAAAUCUACACGUGGAUGAGCUGUACUUUGAGAGAACUCGCGCUCCUGUUAACGCAGGCCCUGCCGCAAAUUUUACCCGACCCGGCCGUGGGGACGAGGUUGAGCUUCAGACUGGUCUACCCGGACGUCCACGCCAGUCGAGGUGGUGGCGGGAGACUAGAAAGCGAAGGGAGAGGAAGAUACUUGAGCAAAGAGAUAGGCAGUGUGGUGGUCUCAGCGCCAGAAUAUUCCAAUGGUGGUGGUGACGGGCGUCGCGGUGGCGGCAGCGCUGUCCAGCUUGAGGGAGAUGAUGCAGACAAGACGCUGGAAGAUGCACGGUUCGUCAUAGGAGACUUUAUCGAUUGUGCCGUCUUUCCUCCACUGAGCGAUGGCACCGUGGUGUCUCGGGGAAGCGUCAGCGGCAGAGGAGGCUCCAGAGAGAAUGGCUACGGAAGAGGCAUAUACCAAGCGGUGAGUGGAGGCGAGGAGAACGGCUUCCUGACUCUGGUGGCUACCGAGGCGGAAGGGGUGCUAGGAGAGGCUAUUGAAGCUGAAACCAGUCUUCAACCAGAAGGAUAUUGA
Fonsecaea monophora is the source of this 726-nucleotide messenger RNA. RefSeq lists its product as hypothetical. Gene Ontology annotation, cellular component: nucleus. Gene Ontology annotation, molecular function: transcription corepressor activity; transcription factor binding. Gene Ontology annotation, biological process: negative regulation of DNA-templated transcription. NCBI's taxonomy places the organism in Eukaryota, Fungi, Ascomycota, Eurotiomycetes, Chaetothyriales, Herpotrichiellaceae. The transcript has 2 exons. The record is from RefSeq and is a predicted model, not a curated record. The coding region runs from base 1 to 726 and encodes 241 amino acids.